Messenger RNA from Morone saxatilis (striped sea-bass), 1604 nucleotides. RefSeq lists its product as uncharacterized. The record is from RefSeq and is a predicted model, not a curated record. The transcript is spliced from 3 exons. Gene Ontology annotation, molecular function: protein binding. Lineage: Eukaryota; Metazoa; Chordata; Actinopteri; Moronidae. The coding region runs from base 162 to 1076 and encodes 304 amino acids.
UAUUACAAAGUGCGCAUGCGUGCUGGCUCAGUACUGCAGAGGCGUCCCGCAGCUGUCAGGAGCGCAGGAAUCUCUUGAAGUAAUGUCUCCGGAACGAUGAAAGACUCCGUGUAAACCCGUCGAGGACACGCCAAGUUACGUUACUGUGUCCGCUUGUCGCCAUGGCCUCUUUAACCGUCAGCUCGGCGGCUCGGAGCAUCGAGAAGCAUCGGAAGUCCUUCUCGCUGCUGUUCUACCGGGCCGUGCGGGACCUGAAGCCGGUCUGGAUGCUGGAGGACAUGCGGACGAUGGAGACUUUUUACCAGGAGGAGGACGUCGGCCAGAGGAUUUACAGCCCGUCGGAGGCGUUGCUCUACGCUAUAGUUCACGACCACCAAGCGUACGCCCAGUACCUGCUCAGUCGGUACACCGACGAAGCGCUAGCGAAGCCCGGGGAGCGCUUCUGCUGCUGCCCGUCCUCCGCCCCGCACCUGGCAAUGGCUGUCCGCUACGACCGGCGCUACAUUCUCGGCCUCAUCCUGCAGGAGACAAGAGCUGCACGAUGCGACUUGCAGGAGACUCACCGGACCCCCAGCACACCCCAUUACACAGACCGAGGUGGCUGUUUUCACAUGGAGGAUGGCAGAACCCCUUUACACCUGGCCUGCGAACUCCUGCGGCCCGAGGCGCUCGUCAUGCUGCUAGGGAAUGGAGCGUCCCCGCACACUGUGGACCACAACGGCUUGACUCCUCUGGACGUCAUUCUGGAGAAGCUGCGGGACUCCAAGGAGGUGGCCAGCGGGGAGAGGAGGCAGUGUCUGGACAACCUGCUCAUGUUCAUGCCACAGGUUGACUUUAAAAUGAGGGCGGCUCUGGACAGAGAGCCUGAGCACUGGAGCUUGGUGCUGGGUGAGGAGACGUUCAAGUACCUGGCAGGGAGGAGCCCGGCACCGCUGCUUCUCACCGCUAUGCAGACUAUUCUGAAGCAGCUGAGCCCCGCCAGCUUCCCGGACAGCCUGCACGAGCUGCCCAUCCCAUCCUCCCUCAAGCCGCCGGGGCUGCCUGUAAGCCAGCGGGACAGGCAGAGGGCGGUGUAGCAUCAGUGCAGUGUGACAUGAUGCAUGCUCCACUGUGUUCUGUUAAUGCAUGGUGUAUGGUGUGUGUAUAUGUGUGUCUAUAUGUGUGUGUGUGGUGGUAACUUCAUUAAAGGGCUGCACAAAUAAACACUAACAGUCAGGGAAGAAAUGAAUCUUAUCUGAAGACUUUUAUAAGCCGCUGAUUUCAUUAACUGGGAGCCGUUCACGAGAGGUGUUAGAGGUAGUAGCAGCAGUGGCGGAAUAGGGAAUAAGCAGCCAUAAUCUUUGAUUUUUUACAUUAAUUCAGGCUUUAAUAAUCAGUUUUUGUCUAACGUCAUUCUAAAGUGUUACUUACUAAUACUACUGUUAUUUAAGUCACUGUGAUGCUGGUGGAGGAGACCAACACUGGUACAUGAGCUGUGUUACUGGUGAUUUUAAUUUAUCUAGCUUGUAUUAACAGUGAUGUUGAAAGAAAGUGAUCUCAGAUCAAUUGAAAAUAGUUGUGACUUGAUUAUUUUUAAAUAAAUAAGGAUCCAAGUCAUGUUAAAA